AUGGCCCUGGUCCAAAACCUCAUAGAGAGGUUGCUCACUGCGAAGGGGAGUGCCACUCAACGACAGAUCCUUAUUCGUGAGGACGAUAUACGCAAUAUUAUCACGGAGGUACGCGACGUAUUCAUGUCACAGCCAAUGUUACUAGAGAUCCGCCCACCUGUACGCCUCUGUGGCGACAUACACGGGCAGUACUACGAUCUGCUACGCAUAUUCGAGAAGUGUGGGUUCCCACCGUACUCGAACUACCUGUUCCUGGGGGACUACGUAGACCGCGGCAAGCACAGUGUGGAAACAAUCACUCUCAUGUUCUGCUACAAAAUCAUCUACCCGGAGAACUUCUUUCUGCUGCGCGGCAACCACGAGUGUGCGAGCAUCAACAAAAUGUACGGCUUCUUCGAUGAUGUGAAACGACGGUACAAUAUCA
Messenger RNA from Trypanosoma grayi, 424 nucleotides. RefSeq names its product putative serine/threonine-protein phosphatase. Lineage: Eukaryota; Euglenozoa; Kinetoplastea; Trypanosomatida; Trypanosomatidae. The transcript has a single exon. Gene Ontology annotation, molecular function: protein serine/threonine phosphatase activity. The annotation marks the transcript as partial. Gene Ontology annotation, cellular component: cytoplasm; nucleus. The record is from RefSeq and is a predicted model, not a curated record.